ACUUUGGCCAAAAAUUCAACCUAGACAAACUUGCAAGCGGAAUGUUAAACAUAGACAUACAACUACCUGUUGCCAGUCAUACCAAGAUGGAAAACAAAAUACUAGCCCUACUAUAUUCACAAAUAUGGAUUCCAAGAUCAGCAAUAACUAACAUAUCUGAA
Molecule: messenger RNA, 161 nt
Organism: Acaulospora morrowiae
Lineage: Eukaryota; Fungi; Glomeromycota; Glomeromycetes; Diversisporales; Acaulosporaceae
Source: the annotation of a GenBank genome assembly